CACCGCUCUACGGCAUGGAAGGAGAAAGCGACGCAAAGGGCAAACAGACGUACGUUGCCCCGCAUUACUUAAUUUGCAUGUUCAGUAUUCUCCUUUACUCCAGUUGUAAAAAGCUUCCGAAAUGCGUUGCACUCGACGAAUAUCCCCAGGGCAAGAAGUGCAUAACGCAAAAAAAGGUCCAUCUAUGAGAAUGGUGAUAGGAAUAGGCUAUUGAAUGCUUUGUAGCUUAACAAACGUUCACUAACUACAGCACCAAAGGU
Messenger RNA from Umbelopsis ramanniana AG, 260 nucleotides. RefSeq lists its product as uncharacterized. NCBI's taxonomy places the organism in Eukaryota, Fungi, Mucoromycota, Umbelopsidomycetes, Umbelopsidales, Umbelopsidaceae. The transcript has 2 exons. The record is from RefSeq and is a predicted model, not a curated record. Bases 15 to 188 code for a protein of 57 amino acids.